AUGGCUUCUACUUCUUCAACCCGUCCCAGCUAUGAUGUUUUUAUUAGCUAUAGAGGCAAAAAUAUUCGAGAUGGUUUUGUCUCCCAUCUCUUGAAUGCUUUCCAGCAAAAACAAAUCAAUGCCUUCUUGGAUGAAAACCAUUGUAAAGGAGAAGAUAUCUCACCAGCUCUCUUGGCAACAAUUGAAGAAUCAUAUGUCUCAGUAGUGAUUUUCUCUCAAAAUUAUGCCGAUUCUUCAUGGUGCUUGGAUGAGCUUGUGAAGAUACUUGGAUGCAGGAAAACAUUAGGACAAUUAGUCCUACCAGUUUUUUACCAUGUAGAUCCAACUGAUGUUCAAGAGCUGGGAAUUUUGGGGAGGCAUUUACUAUUGCUAAGCAUGGAGAAGAACUCAAAGGCUGUUUAG
Messenger RNA from Hevea brasiliensis (rubber tree), 402 nucleotides. Its product is annotated as disease resistance protein RLM3-like. The record is from RefSeq and is a predicted model, not a curated record. The transcript has a single exon. Gene Ontology annotation, biological process: signal transduction. The coding region runs from base 1 to 402 and encodes 133 amino acids. Lineage: Eukaryota; Viridiplantae; Streptophyta; Magnoliopsida; Malpighiales; Euphorbiaceae.